AUGUGGUGGCUCGGUAGCUGCCAAUGGAGGGUGUAACUCGACAACGGGAGCGCAGACCUCGAGUGAAGAAUGCGCUCAGCUACGAUGUAGCUCCGUUCCGGAUUGAUCAGUUGAGCUUGUAGCCCGAAAACCGUUCUGACUGUCGAACUUUUCAAGGCCGCCUUGCGAGAGCGUGCCCGAUCUGAAUCUCGCCUUGACUCCGUGGGCGGCUGGUCGGCUUCAACGGUCAAUUCGAGCUACGAAACAGAACAAAGUCCCUCUUCUGAUCCCGUAGUUCUCCAGCAGAAGCCUCUAGAAAUGUACUCGUACGCUUACCGAUUGAAGUAUCUGCAAAAACUUCACAACGAUGCCUUCAUGGGCCUCAACGCUGUCAUUCUCGGUGACGGUCUCCCGCCAGGAGCCGUCUACCGUUCUUCGCUUCCGGCAACUCCUGUUUCGACUCCAAUCCGCGAAAACUGGGUGUUUUCUGAGCAGGCCCUACGCGAGCGUCUUUGUAAGACGCCCUCACCUAGGAAGUGUCGCCUCUUUGACCCACGUCGUCGUUCCGAGGUAGGGCUCCACGAAGAAAGCUGGACUGAGGGAGAAGAUGAGAGUCCGGACGAAACGGAUUCCGUUAAAGAAAACGACGAUUUCGUUCUGAAACGGAAGAUUUUCGUUGGCAAUAUUCCACCCAAGGUGAGCAAGGCCGCAUUGCGAGAUUUUUUCUCGCGCUUCGGUCGCGUCACGGAUGCCACAUUAUGUGUGGACGCCGAACGACGUUGGUCCAAGGGUUUCGGUUUUGUGACAUUUUCCAAGAAAGAGGAAGCUGACAGGGCACUGGCAGCUGAAUCUGAGGAGCUUGUUUGCGACGGGAAGACCCUGCGACUUCGUCCAGCUACCGAAAAACGAACCCUCAAGCUCCGCCAGCUUGCAGCUCGAGAGCGCAGGCUAACGGAUGAGAUUGAUGGCGUUGACGACUCACUGGAUGAAUCUGUGUGCGUGCCCGUGAUGAGUGUUGAAAACUUCAAUGAUCUCCCGGAUGAGGUCAUUUGUGCUAUCCUUUCGAAGCUCGACUGGAAGACCCGGGUCUGCAUGGAACGCGUUUGCAAACGUUGGCAGCGGAUGGCUCAGAAAGUUUGGCAGUCAGAGGAGGAGAUCGAUUUCGCUGGUUUCGGCGAAAAACAACGUCUUACCGUUGAAAUGUUCCGCUCGCUGCUAAGUCGGUGUAAAGGAUCUCUGAAACGGAUCGACGUAUCCGCCGUAUCGGACCGCUUACCGGGCGCCGAAACAGCUGAGGUCAUCUCCCAACUAUGCCCGAAUCUCGAAGUCGUGAAACUGUCGGGUCUUCCUGUUACCAACGUUUCCGUGCAGCAAAUCGCGCAGAAGUGUCCCAAGCUGCGACACGUCGAGUUGGACGGCUGCAACGAAAUCGGGGAAAAGGGCCUAUGGUGGCUGUUCCACCUCUGCAAGCAUUUGGAGCACAUUAACUUGUCGGGAGUUCCGAAACUCAGUGGGCAGUGUUUUCAUAUGAGCGGUCAGCGAUUACGUUCGGUCGUGUUAGAUGGUUGCGUCGGUAUGACUCAUUCAGGUUUCGUGAAGCUUGCUACCAAGUGCUCGUUUCUCCAAAGUUUGAGCCUCAACUCGGUGUCGCAGUUGACGGACAAGGACCUCAACUACAUCUGCUCGAACUUGCGAGCGAUCAAAUCGAUCCAGCUCGGCGGGAACCUCAAAUCGAUAACUUCGAUAGGUCUCUGCUCUCUGAACAAAUUGCUGCAGCUCGAGGAAGUUCAUCUGAGUGCCAAUGCUGAGGUGAACGACGACGUUCUCUGCGCUCUCGCCCGGGGAUGCACCAAACUCCGUCGAAUCGAUAUCUCUCGCUGUCAUCGAAUCACCAAUCUUUCCUUCAGCGCUAUCAGCCAAUGUCCGAGCCUCGAGCAGCUGAACGCGUCUUAUAUAGCCAGGAUUAACGACAACGGCCUGAGAGCUUUAAGCGCCCAGGGUGCGCUCCAACGUCUAGUCGUCCGAGGCUGUCCUGGAAUCGGCGACGCAGGACUCUCAGCGAUCACGCAACUCUGUCCCGUGACCCUGAUCGACGUGAGCGGCUGUACGGCCGUAACGAACUCGUUCGUCGACGAAGCCAUCCGUCAUGUUACCGAAAGGCCCUCAGGGCAAGCCAUUCGUUUGAAACUGAUCACCGGUGCGUCCGGGAUCAGAUAUGCCAAAAGCCCAUGCGGACGCCUCGAGCUCGAUACUUCCAACCUAUGUGAGAGCGAGUUCAUCCCCCCGCCGACUUUGAGAGGAAGAAUAUUUUCCCGAGCUUUAUCGUAUCACGGACCUUCUGCUCUCUCAGGAAGAGGAGGAGGAUCAAUUUAUCGAGGCCGAGACAGAGUGAUCUAGACGUUCGCGAGGAAUGUCGAGUAUUUUAUUCGGUUUAUAGUUUAGAGGGGGAAAUCAUCUUGGUCUGGGAAAGGCCCUGGUUGUUGCUUGCACACGAAGUUCUUCGUUAGAGUCGCGAUCCUUCGAGAGCAUCGAAAAAGUUGUUCGUGUACAUGUGCGCACAUGUGAAUUGCAGAAAAUUCGGAAGUGACCAGAAAGCUCCGAAGUUUUGAUUAGGAAAAAACUGUUCCCGAUACUUAUCAAAAACCAGAGCCUGCAUUGCUUGAGUCGACGAGAGAUUGUUUUCCCUCAGCUCAUGGAUAAGCAGGACUAUUGGACGUCGUCCCCAGGAAAAAACAGGACUCCGGAGGCAAGCUUAGAUCCGAUUUUCUCUCCACGUGGGAUCCUUAUUAUGGAAUUUUUCUGUGAACGAGGCCGGGUACGAUCUCGACAGCAUGCUCAAUGCCGUCGACGCAGAUUCGAAUCGAGUUCGACUACGAAAUUGACGGAAGAUACUCAUGACAAGUGUUCACCGUGCAAAUGGGUUGGGGCAAUAAAAACGAACACACAUGUGUUUAUGGAAGCCGGUCGAUUUUGCCGGAACUUUACAUCUAUCUGUUACU
Molecule: messenger RNA, 2978 nt
Organism: Galendromus occidentalis (western predatory mite)
Lineage: Eukaryota; Metazoa; Arthropoda; Arachnida; Mesostigmata; Phytoseiidae
Product: F-box/LRR-repeat protein 2
Exons: 10
Coding region: 298-2376 (692 amino acids)
Biological process (GO): SCF-dependent proteasomal ubiquitin-dependent protein catabolic process
Cellular component (GO): SCF ubiquitin ligase complex
Molecular function (GO): protein binding; RNA binding
Source: RefSeq, a predicted model, not a curated record